Molecule: messenger RNA, 2052 nt
Organism: Knipowitschia caucasica
Lineage: Eukaryota; Metazoa; Chordata; Actinopteri; Gobiiformes; Gobiidae
Source: the annotation of a GenBank genome assembly
AUGUGUUGUAGCAAUGUCUCGUUAGCUAGCUCCGUGGUGUUAGCAAUCAGGAGACGCAGACCAACACCAGCAACACUCGUGGCGUCCAGUGACCAGUCAUCUCCAGAGAUAGAUGAAGACCGCAUCCCAAACCAACUCUACAAGGCAGCUCUGUUGAAUUCUCCUCGACAACGACGGAAAGGACCAAAGGGAAACCCGACAAUGAAAGAGCUGCAGUUCCUGGUGGAGCAUCAUCUGUACCUACAGCAGCAGGGAGGAGACGAGUGCUCCUCAGAGAGCUGCCUGUCGGACCGGCCCGGUCCAGACCGACCCAGUCCAGAUAGGCCCAGUCCAGACCAGUCUGAGGGGGACGAGCUGCCCCACGACGACCAGGCCACUCUGGAAGCCUUCGAGAAACUGCGCUGCCAAAUGGAAGAGUUUUCCAGGGAGAGUCUUUUAGAUGGAGAAGGUCCGGAAGGUUCUGUCGCCGUGGAGACGGGAGGUUCUGUCGGUGCGGAGACGGGAAGUUCUGUCGGUGCGGAGACGGGAAGUUCUGUCGGUGCGGAGACGGGAGGUUCUGUCGGUGCGGAGACGGGAAGUUCUGUCGCCGUGGAGACGGAGAGGUCUCAACACACAGAAACAAAAGAAUGUUCCAGGAGCUUGUCCUCGGACGAUACAACCAAGAAACUCCAGAGGUCUCUGAGACAGUCCAGAGGUCUCUACGACAGUCCAGAGGUCUCUACGACAGUCCAGAGGUUUCUGAGACAGUCCAGAGGUCUCUACGACAGUCCAGAGGUCUCUGAGACAGUCCAGAGGUCUCUACGACAGUCCAGAGGUCUCUACGACAGUCCAGAGGUUUCUGAGACAGUCCAGAGGUCUCUACAACAGUCCAGAGGUCUCUACGACAGUCCAGAGGUUUCUGAGACAGUCCAGAGGUCUCUACAACAGUCCAGAGGUCCCUACGACAGUUCAGAGGUCUCUGAGACAGUCCAGAGGUCUCUACAACAGCCCAGAGGUCCCUACGACAGUCCAGAGGUCUCUGAGACAGUCCAGAGGUCUCUGAGACAGUCCAGAGGUCCCUACGACAGUCCAGAGGUCUCUGAGACAGUCCAGAGCCGCACCUGCAGCAGACACCUGCAGCAGACACCUGCAGCAGACACCUGCAGCAGACACCUGCAGCAGACACACCUGCAGCAGACGCAUCUGCAGCAGACACAUGCAGCAGACACAUCUACAGCAGACACCUGCAGCAGACACACCUGCAGCAGACACCUGCAGCAGACACACCUGCAGCAGACACCUGCAGCAGACACAUCUGCAGCAGACACAUGCAGCAGACACAUCUGCAGCAGACACCUGCAGCAGACACACCUGCAGCAGACACCUGCAGCAGACACAUCUGCAGCAGACACACCUGCAGCAGACACCUGCAGCAGACACAUCUGCAGCAGACACAUGCAGCAGACACAUCUGCAGCAGACACCUGCAGCAGACACACCUGCAGCAGACACCUGCAGCAGACACAUCUGCAGCAGACGCACCUGCAGCAGACACCUGCAGCAGACACAUCUGCAGCAGACACAUGCAGCAGACACAUCUGCAGCAGACACAUGCAGCAGACACAUCUGCAGCAGACUCACCUGCAGCAGACUCACCUGCAGCAGACACAUCUGCAGCAGACACAUGCAGCAGACACAUCUGCAGCAGACUCACCUGCAGCAGACACACCUGCAGCAAAAUCACCUGCAGCAGACACAUCUGCAGCAGACUCACCUGCAGCAGACGCACCUGCAGCAGACGCACCUGCAGCAGACGCACCUGCAGCAGACACCUGCAGCAGACACAUCUGCAGCAGACUCACCUGCAGCAGACACCUGCAGCAGACGCACCUGCAGCAGACGCACCUGCAGCAGACGCACCUGCAGCAGACGCACCUGCAGCAGACACCUGCAGCAGACACAUCUGCAGCAGACUCACCUGCAGCAGACACCUGCAGCAGACACAUCUGCAGCAGACUCACCUGCAGCAGACACAUCUGCAGCAGACGCUUCUGGACGUACAGAGGUUAUUUGA